GGCGUGGCGGCGGGCGGGAGGGCGGGAGGAGAGCGGCGCGCGCGGGGCGGCGGCGGCCAUGAAGCGGCGGCGGCGCGGGGAGGCCCCGGAGCCCGGCUGCCUCCGCGCCUGGGCGGCCGAGAGCGAGGCGCUGGCGGGGCGCUGGCGGGCCGCGCGCGGCUGGGGGCCCGGCGGAGCGGCGGCGCGGCAGCAGCGAGGCGCCUUCGGGGAGCUGCUCCUGCGAAUGCGGGGGCUGCCAGCUGCCCUCACCACCUUGCCUCUGGAGCUCACCGUCCUCUAUAACUCCCUGCUUUUUGCUAUGGGAGCAUCUGACUGUGCCAUUAAUGGAGAAUCAGAAGAAAUAUGCCAGGGGCUCCUCAGGGUUCUGGAGGCUUUGGGGGCCUCUGGGCAGGAUCUCAGUACUGAGGAACUGUGGCAGAAAGUGCUGCAGGAGGUGACUGUUGAAGAGCUGCAGGCCCCUUUGCAUCGGCUAGGUGCUCUGCAAGGAGCGUGGUGGCUAGCAACCAACCGCCUGGGAAGCAUCACCGGCCUCUUCCGCCUCCUGAGCAGUGCCGAGGACCCAGGGAGAGCUCCCUGCAGCGGAGGGAAGAAUGAACUCCUCUCCCUGCUCAAGGCAUGGAAAGUACCUGCCGAGGGGGCCUCUGUGUCCCUAGUACAGAGCGCCGAAGACUUGAAGGAGAUCCUUUGCACUGCAGCUGCCUUCCUGCAGGGGCUGCAGGAGCUGGAGGCUGGGAACCUCCCUGCCGCCCUUUCCCUCCUCGAAGAGGCUGCUGGUGGAUUCUGUUCCAAAAGGGUCCUGGCUCAGAUCUACACUUGCCUCAGCUGCUGCACUCAGCAAAUGGGCAAGCCUCAGACAGCCCUUCAGCACCUGAAACGGGCCCUCCAGGUGGACUUCCAGUGCCUUCCUGCCCUGUCCCAUGCUGCAGCAGUGUACCAUGAGCUGGGGGAGAUGGAUGCAGAGCUGGAGGCCCUGGCUGUGCUCUAUGAGGCUCUGGAAAGGAACCCUCCAGCAGCUGCUUCCACUACUCCUUAUUGCCUAAUCCAGAUAGAGCACCUUGUCCACACGCCAGCUCUAGCUUCUCUCUUCCGCCAUCGACACCCUUCCGAAGUGAAGUACCUGCUGGCACAGAGGUGUCUCCAGGACGGGAGGGUGGCUGAUGCUGUAGAACAUUACCUGGAUUUUCUGGCUCUGCUCCAGGAUGGGCUGCAGCAGCAGGUACCCCUGGAUGGUGGAUCAGCUCUGCCCAGGAUACCUGAGGUGUUCCUGGAAGCCGCAUCCGCCCUGGAGCAGGCCGGGAGGCAUCAGGAUGCCAUAACUGUGUGCGAGGAGGUCGUGAGCCGGACAGCUGACCUAAUCCCACAGGUGUUACGAGUUGAGGAGAGGUCAGAGCAGCCAGAGUGCCCAUCGCCAGGGACAGAAUUGGCUGGUGGUCCCCUGUCCCAGAAGAGGGAGAGUCUGUGUUGCCUUGUGUGGAGAACAGCUGCAUACUUGCAUCAGGGCUGGGCCUGGGCCAUGCUGGGCAAGAACAAGGAGGCCAUAACACAGUUCAGCAGGUGCCUUGGCGAUCUCUUACGAAUCCAGCUUUAUCAGUCUGGUGUUGAACCAACAGGGAGUCUCAUACCAGAAGUGAAUCUUCUCCAGAAGAUCAGGUUGCUCUCUCUCGUUGGGCGAGGUACCCAGUUCCUGGAGCUGGGGAAGCACAGGGAAGCCUUGCUGGAUUUCCAGCAUGGUUUGCAGAUCUCACCAGGUGACCCUGCUGCUGCCUCCUACCUGGUGCAGGCCCUGUGGAAACUGAACCGAAAGCAGGAGGCUGCCGCUCGCUGGCAGAAACUCUCAGAGAGCCCCGCUGAGGAAGACGGGCAGCAGGAAGGGCUGGGAAGGCGUGUAGCGAGGCCCUACCCUUUGUACUUGGUUUCAUGUCUGAAGCAGGCAACCUUCCCGCAUAAUGAAUCUCUUGCUAGAAACAUACAGGAUUACCUCCGGACCGCAACCACCUAACCCAGUCAGUCUCCCCAUCACCACAUACCUCUCCCUCCCUGCACCGGGAUGACAUGAAGCCUUAAUGGCUUCUCCAGGACUCAGAAUUACUCUUAGAUAAAGCUGGGUUCCCAAAGGACUGAAACGGAACAAAGUUGCUAAUAAAAGCUUCAGAUCUGUUUAAUUUA
Molecule: messenger RNA, 2166 nt
Organism: Dromaius novaehollandiae (emu)
Lineage: Eukaryota; Metazoa; Chordata; Aves; Casuariiformes; Dromaiidae
Product: Fanconi anemia group G protein homolog
Exons: 14
Coding region: 59-1999 (646 amino acids)
Biological process (GO): interstrand cross-link repair
Cellular component (GO): Fanconi anaemia nuclear complex
Molecular function (GO): protein binding
Source: RefSeq, a predicted model, not a curated record